AUGUCGGCGCUCCCGGUCCAUUCUCUUGCCGCGAUCCGCCCCAUUGGCCGGUUCGUGCACAAGAUUCCAGGGCCGGUACCUCGUCUUCAGCAGCUAUCGCGCCAUUUCCCUGCGCCUAUCCAUACAAGUGCUGUGAUCGCUAUGCCCCCCGUCCGUGCGCCCGAUUCUCAUUACGAUGUCCUCGUCAUCGGCGGUGGCUCCGGUGGUAUGGGUGCCAGUCGCCGCGCUGCCAUGUACGGCAAAAAGGUCGCGGUGGUCGAGGAAUCAGGCCGUCUCGGCGGUACCUGUGUGAAUGUCGGUUGUGUCCCGAAGAAGCUCAUGUGGCACGCCGCGGACCUGCAAGAGAAGCUGAAGGAGGCGCAUGAAUAUGGCUUUACCGAUGGAGGCUCCUCCUUCCAGGUGCCUACCGUCAACUGGCACUACCUAGCCGAGAAGCGCGACGCCUAUGUGCGCCGCCUAAACGGUAUCUAUGACAACAACCUGAAAAAGGAUAAUGUGGCGUACAUUUCCGGUCAUGCCAAGCUCCUGGGCAAUGGCCAGGUACAUAUCUCGCCUGGUGUCGACGGUGCACUCGAGAAGGACUUCACGCUCACGGCUGACCACAUCGUCAUUGCCACCGGUGGCCGCCCCACUGUGCCGAGCGACGAUCAAAUUCCUGGCGCCUCGCUGGGCAUCGACUCGGACGGCUUCUUUGAACUUCGUGAACAACCGAAGCGGGUGGCCGUGGUUGGCGCCGGCUACAUCGCUGUGGAGCUGGCUGGUGUGCUCUCGACACUCGGUUCUGAAACGCACCUCGUGAUCCGCAACGAAAAGUUCCUCCGUAACUUUGACCCGAUCAUCUCCGACACGUUGAUGGACUACAUGGGUCAGACUGGCCUACAGGUACACACUCACUCCAACGUGAAGAAGGUCGAGGGAAAGCGUGGCAGUCCACUGCAGGUGCAUCUCGAUUCGGGCGCAACGCUGGAGGUCGACUGCCUACUCUGGGCGAUUGGCCGCCAUCCCAACGUCGAGAAUCUCGGCCUGAAGGAGGCAGGCAUCAAGACAGAUGACAAGGGUCAGAUUGUUGUCGACAAGUACCAGAACACGAACGUCAAGGGCAUCUAUGCCGUGGGUGAUAUCCAGGGUAAGGCCCUCCUGACUCCUGUGGCGAUUGCCGCUGGACGUCGUCUGUCGAACCGCCUGUUUGGUGGCCCCAAGUUUGCCGACGACCAUCUCGACUACACCAACAUCCCCACGGCCAUCUUCAGCCACCCGGCUGUGGGCACUGUGGGUCUGAGCGAACCGGAGGCUCGCAAGGCAUAUGGGGAUCAGAAGAUUACCAUCUACCGCACGCGCUUCACGCCCAUGUACUACGGUCUGCUAACCCACAAGGCGCCGACCGCCUACAAGAUUGUGUGUGUCGGUGAGGAGGAGAAAGUGGUAGGCGUCCACAUGGUUGGCAUGGGCUCGGACGAAUCUAUCCAAACCGUCGGCAUUGCUGUCAAGAUGGGCGCUACCAAGAAGGACUUUGAUAACACUGUUGCAGUUCACCCUACGAGCGCCGAAGAACUGGUGACGACGUACAAUCCGGUAAAGGACUAG
This is a messenger RNA of Malassezia sympodialis ATCC 42132, 1584 nucleotides long. RefSeq names its product glutathione-disulfide reductase GLR1 (gene GLR1). Gene Ontology annotation, molecular function: NADP binding; glutathione-disulfide reductase (NADPH) activity; flavin adenine dinucleotide binding. Gene Ontology annotation, biological process: glutathione metabolic process; cellular response to oxidative stress; cell redox homeostasis. NCBI's taxonomy places the organism in Eukaryota, Fungi, Basidiomycota, Malasseziomycetes, Malasseziales, Malasseziaceae. The record is from RefSeq and is a predicted model, not a curated record. Gene Ontology annotation, cellular component: mitochondrion; cytosol.